Messenger RNA from Polyodon spathula (Mississippi paddlefish), 1164 nucleotides. RefSeq names its product histone H1-like. Gene Ontology annotation, biological process: nucleosome assembly. Gene Ontology annotation, cellular component: nucleosome. The transcript has a single exon. Bases 45 to 668 code for a protein of 207 amino acids. Gene Ontology annotation, molecular function: structural constituent of chromatin; DNA binding. NCBI's taxonomy places the organism in Eukaryota, Metazoa, Chordata, Actinopteri, Acipenseriformes, Polyodontidae. The record is from RefSeq and is a predicted model, not a curated record.
UAGUAUUGUGCGUUUUUAUUAUUUAUAGCUAAAAAAAUCUAGAAAUGGCAGAAACUGCUCCAGCACCAGCCGCCCCUGCCCCUGCUCCGGCUAAAGCGCCCAAGAAGAAGACCGCCACAAAGCCCAAGAAAUCGGGUCCCAGCGUGUCGGAGCUGAUCGUCAAGGCUGUGUCUGCCUCCAAGGAGCGCAGCGGGCUGUCCGUGGCGGCGCUCAAGAAGAUCCUGCAGGCCGGCGGCUACGAUGUGGAGAAGCACAACUCCCUCGUCAAUAGAGCCCUCAAGAGCCUGGUGACCAAGGAGACCCUGCUACAGACCAAGGGCACCGGCGCCUCGGGCUCCUUCAAGCUCAACAAAAAGGCGGCUGAAGCCAAGGACAAGGCGGCCAAGAAGAAGGCAGCUCCCAAGAAACCAGCAGCAAAGAAAGCGGUUGUCAAGAAAACAACGAAAAAGGUUUCAGCGAAGAAAGCAGCGACACCCAAGAAGGCUCCUACGAAAGCGAAGAAACCGAAAGCUGUAAAGAAGGCGCCCAAGAGUCCGAAGAAACUGGCUGCCAAGCCUAAAAAGGUCGUAAAGAAGAGCCCGAAGAAAGCGAAGGCAGCGCCUAAACCUAAAAGGGUGGUCAAGGCAGCCAAACCCGCAGCGAAGAAGGCGGCUCCUAAAAAGAAGUGAGCAGUUAAAGCGACGAUGCAAACAAUGAACCCAAAGGCUCUUUUCAGAGCCAACACAUGUUUCUAAAAAGAGCAGAUUUCCCUUUUAUGCAUAAUAAUCGUUGCACUUAUGUGGUGUUUUAGCACGCAGUUUUUCAGUGUAAUCAAGUAAACCAUUCGCUCCGUAAGUAUAAAUCACGAUUAAAUUGACUAGGGAUAUUAACGUUGUUCGCUGUAUCUGAUGGCAGAUCCUUGUUUUUGUCCAAGCGCCAGUUCAUUUUAUGUAAACAACGAUCAACCAUAAUUUCCAUGACAUGAGAGUAGAUGUUGAACUUCAUGCCGAUUUGAACUCGGUUCUCGACAAGAUAAGCACCAACUAAGACGUAGCUUUGCAGUAAACUAAUGUGAUCCAUCUGCAUCUCUAUCCAUCUGCACUGUUACACAAGUUAGUUUUAAAGAAAUAAUGUUUGAGAACAAGCGAAACAAACUAUACUUUCAUUAUACUAUUGGUAAAAAUG